Messenger RNA from Scylla paramamosain (green mud crab), 6123 nucleotides. RefSeq lists its product as uncharacterized. Gene Ontology annotation, molecular function: sterol binding; sterol transfer activity. Gene Ontology annotation, cellular component: plasma membrane; endoplasmic reticulum-plasma membrane contact site; endoplasmic reticulum membrane. The record is from RefSeq and is a predicted model, not a curated record. Gene Ontology annotation, biological process: intracellular sterol transport. The coding region runs from base 1809 to 3842 and encodes 677 amino acids. The transcript is spliced from 9 exons. Lineage: Eukaryota; Metazoa; Arthropoda; Malacostraca; Decapoda; Portunidae.
GAAAACUCGGAUCAGGAACAGAAAUACACUGCACUGCCGUGGAAAGAAACAUUUGAACAUUGUUUCUCUGUGAGGAAACAAUAAUGUUCUCAGACAGUGAGGGAGAAGCCACUGGUCCACGGACCACGAAGGCCGCAGUGGCCAGGAAACCAUCAUAGUGUGGCCUUGACCGUGGACACCUUUUUGUUUUUGUUUCAGCACUGACCAGAAAACGAAACGUUUCCAUCUCACGUGACCAUAAUAUAUGUAGCAGCGGCAAUAGUUUAUCACGCUGUGACUCCCAAACAAAAAAGAAAAAAAUGGCAGUCAUCUGGGAACAACACGCACCGCAGGACACGCUUGGCCCAGCAGGGUGAACCCUCUUUCUUUACUUCCUAUGUCGCUCCUGGCAGUGGUGUAUGCAUCACUACAAAAUUGCUUAAAUUUAUUGCUGAAAAUGUCACAAGGAUGAUGAUGAUGAUGAAGGAAACAGAGUCUUUUAGGGAGCGUGCGUAGGUCUCAGUGCGUGAGUUGCCAGGAGAGGAGGAGUUGCUUGGCGUCCUGGCUUUGCUUUAUGAAGUACAGAGAGGAAGAAAAGCUCAUGUUUCGUCGUUGUUCCAUCGCGUCAAAUGUCAGGAGGCAGCUUGAGCUUCAUUAUAAUACUGUCGUAAAUGUCUGCCUACUGCCUUUGCAAACACUAACAGCGCAACAACCGAGCCUUGAUGUAAUGAUGUGACAUAUACCAGUCACACAGAUGCAUUGCGUAGACACCACAACGUGACGCAAGUUGAUCACACUCGCAUAACGUCAACAGUUUUAUAAUCUUUGUCAUGGGACGGUGGGCUUUUGCGUAACUCUUCCCAGUAGUCUGUGACACUUUGUGACUUCAUUAUCUCUUUAUUAUCACCAGCUCUUAAGUGGCAAUAGUUACAUAGGUGAUGACGAUGAUACCACUUUUAUAACAGCAACAUCAACAACAACAACAACAACAACAGCAACAACAACAACAACAACAACAACAACAAAAACAACAACAACAACACUAUCGUCAUGAAAAAAAGAAAAAAUCAUAACUGUCGUUAUUCGGAGGAAGAUUGACGGCAAGGAUCUCUACUCAAGGCGGUGGGACGUGAGAUCCGGCCUGGCCUGGCCUGGGGUGAGCUGGGCGGGGCGGCAGUAGUCUGUAACAAUGUGUGGCGCGGGCAGGUAGCGCGGCGCCAGGCUCUUCCUCCUUCCGUCCUGGACUUCCCUCCAUUUUUGUUACUCCUUCCACCCCUCCCCCUCCUCCCUCCCUCCCCAUCUUUCCCUCUCCCUCCCUCCCUCCCCCCUUUCUUCCCUCUCCCUCCCUCCCUCCCUCCUCCCCUUCUGUCGCCAUUAUCAAGACAGUUGUCAGUGUGGUGACCCUCGUGGCCGUGCGCCUUCCCUGUAUCUGAUGCUACUAUAGCAGACUCUCGUCGCUCCCCGUGACGGCAGAUCUGCUAGAAGAAUAAGAGGCAGCCUUCGCUGGCCUUCCCGCAAGAAGGCUCGAGGAAGGAAAGGCCCAGACUGCCUUGUCUGACGGUCAAAGGCCUUGCAAGGUCUGAGUUUGUUUGGCGUAUUUGUGGACGUUAUUUGUAAGUUGAUCUUUGAGUGACUUUGGUUUACCAGUUCUAAGGAAACAUAUUCUUCACAAUCAAAAAAAAAAAAAAAAUAGCAAAAUGAAAGUUUUAUUAGUGUGAAUAGAGGAAAAGAAAAUGAAACAGACUUGUGGUACAGCAUUGUGACAACAGUGGGAGUGAGGGGCGGGAGUCGCCACAACGUGCUGGUACAGGAACUUAGAGUUUCUGUGAAUGAAACUCAAGAGAAAGAUAAAAUCCUUUUUAUUAGCCCGUAGUAGCAUUGUAGCACACGAGCACACGCCCCAUUAUCCCAUCACCAACACCAGCACAACGAUUACCACCACCUUCACCACCAACACCUGCACAACUUUAGUCACUUCAAACAACUCUUCCGUCACUGUCACUGCUUCUGCCGCCACGAUGCCGCGCGACUACCCAUCGGAAAGUAAGUCCAUGAUGGACCUCAAUUCCCUCACAUCGAGCGACGACAAUUACAAGAACCUAUACAAAACUCGCUCAGUGUGGGACGUGGCCUCCAUAGAGGGAUUCCGACGGAAGAUCCUUCCAACGGGUUUGCGUUCUCGCUCUCCCCUAAGCAGAGGACGUCACGGCCAGCCUCGUACAAUAUCCGCGCCAUCUUCAUCGUCUGUCGGAGAGAGGCAGUCACGUCCCAAAAGACUCUCCACUGUUCAGUUCGCCGAAGAUGUGGGCAGUGACUCUGACGGCAGAAUUCGGUCCGUAAGCUCCUCCGCCCCGCCGCCGGUCAGGCCAUCCACCUCCUCUGGAAGCAGCUCUGUCUCCGUUCUCCUCACGCCCGAGCCCAUCUCCUCCCUAGCUGAGCGUACGGAAUCGGAGUCUGAUGUCUUCGUGAGUGAGUGUGGCAUGAAAGAGGCACAGUCCAUGAUGUCCCUUUCUCGGCCUCACGGGUCCAGCAACUCUUCCGAAGAGGACGCCAAAGGGCUACGUAAAAGAUCUUAUGUUUCGCAUGCCCUGAAGAACCUCAGCCGCAGCACCCCUGCAAUGUCCCCCUCAGCGUCGCCCCGCCACAGCGACAGCGAGGGCCAGCUGAGGGUGUCCAAGGGCACGAAGAAGUUCAUGAGACACUUCGCGGAGGCUCCCCCCAGCGAGUGGGUCUUGAACUACUUUUCUUGUGCCCUUGUGUCGGACAUUCUUCUUCAGGGGACCCUUUACAUCACCCACAACUACUUCGCCUUCUACUCCAAGAUCUUUGGGCAUGUUAGUCGGUUGCUGAUCCCUGUAACACAAGUUGCCAGCCUACAAAAAGAACGGACUGCCAAGAUCAUCCCCAAUGCUGUGGGUCUACAAAUGCUGGAUGGCAAGAACUAUGUAUUUGGCUCCCUUCUUUCAAGAGACUCAACUUACAAACUUAUGUUGCAUAUUUGGAGGAAAGCACAGAGGAUGGCAGAUAGUGACAGUGAACCCCCAUCAGGGGUUCAAGUGACUGCAGAUGAUGAUGGUGAAGACUCAGUGUCUGGGAGUGCAAACAGCCUAGACCAGACUGAUAGUGGUUACCUGGUGUCCACUGCAGUCAACAGCCUGGGUAGUGUGCCCUCCCCAAUCACCACUACACCCUGGACAACAGAAGAAGUUACAUCAACUACGAAUGCCACCACUGCCACAAAUGCUUAUAGCACCAUUGACAACAGUAUACCACCUACUGGUAAUAACAUUCCAAUGAAUAGUUCAACCAGUACCUCAGAUUCUACUUUAUUACUGGGAGUUGGUGUGGUGUCUGGAAAAGUAUGUGCUCAUGAGGAGACCAACAGUAACAGUGCUACUGCCAGCAAUGCAAGUGACGGGAAGGAGAGCAGCAGCAUGAAUAUUCUUGAAUGGUUCACACAAGGAUCUUUGGUGAAAACAUGUUUCAAAGUGGGAAGUGUCCCAAUGAAGCUGGUGGGAGAGGGAGUGAAGGAGUUAUGGUCACUGCCAAGGACAUCUCUACUCUUACUUAUUUCAACAUUGCUGCUUCUCAUGCUCUUCGCCUCUGCUGCAUUCAUGCUGCACCGUGUGGAUCUCCUGAGUCAACAAAUAGGCCUUGAAAAGUAUGCUGAAUAUGACAGCAUGUAUGAAGAAGUACUACAGAUGCAGCAGCGACUCCAUGCAGCUGCCUCAACUGAAAUAGAGAAGACCCUUACCAUCCAACUUAAGCACAUAGCUACGGUGCGGCAGUCUUUAGAAGCCUUGAUGGUGUUAUUCAACAAGGACUUCCCCCUAGAAGCAGCACAGAUUCCAGACAACACGUAGCAGUAGCUGCAAGAAAAGUUCUAUUUAUUUCCUGUAUGUAUAACCUGACCUCUAUAGAAUAAUUAAGCCAUCCUUUUAGGAUGAAAUGUCCAAGACCUAAUUAUUGAGGCAUAAAGGUUGUUAUAAUAAUCAGGUAAUGGCUAUGGCCAUGUAUCAGUGGUUAGAGGGGCAUGUUAUAGAUUCAGUGGUUGUUAAUGGUCAAAGGAAAUGUACUACUUCAUCCCCCCUUCCCUGGUUAAGGGUUACAGGUUUGUGAAUAAAAAGAGAAUUUGUUUUAGAAUUCCCUGCUCCUGGAGUAGUAAGAAAAUUUCUAUUUUGUUAUACUACUAUCAUACACUAUUGUUUAUGGAUCAUCUCAAAGCUGCUGGUAUGUUUUGCUGGGUUAUAACAUGAAGUGCAAUUGAAAGCUUGUCUAUUAUGUAUUAUGCAGAAUACAUAUAUGUGUACAUUUAUAUAUAAGUUAUUUAUGAUUAAAAUUCUAUUCAAAAUAUAGUAUAACAGGGACAAGUUGCAUAAUAUAAUUUACAGAAAAGUAUGGCCUGGAUACCAAGUAAUACAAUCAUGAAAUGUUGAUCCAGUAUCAUAUUUUUACCUAGUCAUGUUUAAGGUCAGUAAAAUCAUCUUUAUCUUACAGCCUACUUAGCCUAUAUAAAUUAUAAAAAACUAGGGCAUAUUAAUCUUGCCCUUGGUUUCAGGGAUAAAAGAUGCUACCCUUUACUGAAAAUGUAAAUCAUGAUUGAUUGUAAAGUGCCAUAAAGGGUUUGGCAUAAAUCUAGUCACUGAAUAGACUAAAUAUAUCACAUCUACAUACCAAUGCCAUAUGUGGCUCACUACUGGUCAAUACUUAAUGUACUACAACAUGAAAUAUCUAAUCUAUUUCAAAUUUGUAGAUAGCAUUCUUUUCUAAAUCUUUGGAAUGGUUGUGAUUUGAACACCAUUUUAAUCAUCUCACUUUUAUGUAGAAUUAAGAAUAAAACACCUGCAAUUUUUUUUUCUGUAAUCUUCAUCAAUGGUGAUAAAAGUCAGAAAGCAUUAAUUUAUUGAAUAUCUGUUACUCUGUUGCACAGUCCCUCCCGAUUCAGACUUCAUGUUGUGGACCAAAGUUAUUUACUACUGUAAUGUACUACACAACUUUAUCUGCUAAAGGAUGGCUUCCCUUCCUGUGGCAUUGCUUUAUGGAAGUAAUACUUCCUAUCUUGCCUUUUUUCUGGCAAUAUAACAUUGUUUCAUCUGUACUGUAUUAUAUUUUCUUACACAAUCUGAAACUUUGUCCACUUUUUGCUGUGAUAUUCAGCUCAAGGGUGAAGCAUUAGUGAUUUCUGAGAUCAAAAGUCUCUAAGACCCAUGAUGGUAAGGGUCAUACCUGCAGUCAUCAAGUCAUGAAUACAAAUUCAAGUAAAUGCUGUAUUUAUUUUAUGACCUAUUAGAUUUUAGUUUUUGUACAGUAUACAUAUGUAUAUGAUUUAGCACUAGUGUUUGUAUAGCAUGUCAUGAUAUGGAGAGUGAUGAGUAGAUAAAUGAUUACAGAACCUUGUCAUUUUAAUUUGCAAACUUAAAAAAAUUUUGUCCUAAGUGCUGCAUAACAUGUUUUGAUUUUGAAAAGUGGUAAUAAAUGGCAUUUAUAAAAAAACAUCUUUUUGGAUGUUCACUUUCUGUGAACAGUGAUGUAACAUUUGGAUGUAGUUCUUUAAGUUGCAUAAUGUCCUGGCAAAGGUUGCAAAUUAAUUACUAUGUAUUUAAGAAAUCCUUAAUGUUGUAGCUAUAUGUUACCAAUACCUUAUCUAUGUUGUAGCCAAGGCACAAAGCAGGACAAAUAGCUACAUCAUACAUUUAGUACUUAUUUCACUUCACAUAAAAUUCCAGCUGUAUAAUAUCCCUACAGCUCCAAAUAGAGUUUAGUUUUAUCAGAAAGAAGGUUUAUGGGUGCUGGGCCCACUUGCCUCGAUCUUGUCUAAUAUGUAUUAUGUACUGCAAAAUGUUACAACCACUUCAAUAGUGGUCCUAAUUGGUUUGUAUCUUGACUAUAGUGGCAGAAUACUGGUAUGCAUCACCUGAUGGGUGACAAAGGAAUUAUACACUAAUGCUGACAGAAAAUCUAGCCCUUGAAAGUGAUUCCAAUCUUAGACUUAGUAUUAAUGCUUUUAAAUUGUUGUAAUGUGCAUAUGAAUAAAGUUCUAUAUACAAUUGUUCACCUGUUGUCUAGCAUAAUUGGUUCUUGAGGCACGAACUCAGAAUGUAUUCAUAUGAUAUGGCAGGACACUCCAUAAAAGAUGACUAGAAA